CCCAGGAUUCCGGAGUCGACCACCACUUCGUCGCACGACCUGCGACCUGUACACUACCUCUUUGUCGUGAUAUCCUCGAGAUAUCUGUACUUUCUUGAUUCUAUCACUCAACGCUGCGCAUGAAUCGCCCUUCAGACGAGGAAAAUGACCCACUGCUCUUGGAGAAUGGAGAUGGACCGCAGAAGGACUCGAGCAAGAGGUACCAGCCGGGACCUCUAGAGAUCUCGAAAACGACGAGAUAUGGUAUUUUGGCUGGAAUAUGGGCUGCAACCUUUUUAUCUUCUUUCAACACUACUCUGGUAGCGACAUUGCUUCCAGGAAUAUCUUCAGAGUUCAAGAAGUCGCACCAAGCGAGUUGGCUUGGUACUGCGUAUCUACUGGCUAUCUGCACGUUCACUCCUCUGUAUGGACGGUUGUGCAAUGUAAUGGGCAGACGUGGUGCCAAUCAGACUGCAGUCUUCUUCGCCGGUCUUGGAACACUCUGCUGUGGCCUGUCCAGUAAUAUGGAAAUGCUAAUCGCUGCUCGCUUUCUUGGGGGACUCGGCGGCGGCGGCAUCGUGACAACUGCGACGAUCAUUACGAACGACAUGUAUAGUCUGAGGGAGAGAGGCUUGACACAAGGCGUAGCCGCUGUCUUCAAUAGCCUCGGGCAAGGUCUUGGCGGACCCGUUGGGGGCUACAUCAGCGAUAGGCUUGGCUGGCGUUGGGCUUUUCUUCUCCAAGUUCCCAUGUUUCUGAUCUCGUUUAUCUUCACAUCUAUUAACCUUAACUACGUUACCCCGGGAAGGAGCAAGAACACAAAGGAAGUGCUGAAACGCAUCGACUACGGCGGCAGCUUCACACUAUUUAUGUCUGUCUUGGCCUUUCUCGUGUUCCUUAGCACCCGCUACAGCGAAGAAUAUCCCUGGUCUUCACCUGUCGUAUUUAUACCUCUUGCUAUCGCCAUUCUCUCCGCCGUCGCCUUCGUCUAUGUCGAGUUAUACGUCGCACCUGAACCGGUACUGGCACCUUUUCUACUCCAGCAGAAGAUCCCGGUACUGGUCGGCAUUAGCAACUUCCUGGUGUCAAUGUGCAAUUUCACGGUCAUGUACAACUUUCCGACUUGGUUCCAGACUGUCAUGUUGACGAGUGCGAGCGAGGCCGGAGCGCAUCUCAUUCCAAACGGCAUUUCAAUCUCCUGUGGAUCACUGUUCGCUGGAUGGAUCAUGCAUCGUACCGGAAAGUACAAGCGUCUUAACCUUAUCUUUGGCCUAUUUCCCUUCGUCGCUGCCAUCUUACUGUCUCUUAUGCGCGAGGAUUCGCCCCCAGCUGUCUUGUGGUUGAGCAUUCUGCCUCUCGGUUUUGGUAAUGCCGUGGUAUUACAGACAAUGCUCAUCGCGUUACUUGCCCAUCUGCCACAAUCUCAAAUGGCCGUCGGUACCGGAUUCGGACAGCUCUUCCGAGGAAUCGGCCAGGUUGGUGGCGUCGCCAUCUCCGCAGCGGUGUUCCAGUCCGUGCUUGACGACGAACUGCACAAACGCGUACCCAAAGACGAUAAUAGAGAGGAGAUGAUCAACAAGAUUAGACACUCGGCUACCCUCGUUGGCAGUCUCCGUCCUGAUCUCCAACGCGCUGCGCGCGACUCGUAUGCCAUCGCUCUGCGCGCCGUCUUCAUCAUGGCGGCUUGCUCGACGUUCCUUGCUUACCUCGCUCGUUUACCGAUUCCCGACAAGUCCCUCGACAUCGAGCCCGAGGGCCGCGGCACGACCCGCACGGAGAUAUCCCCACGCCGGCCGGAGAACCCGCUCGAGGAGACCGCGGAGCCAGAAGAGGGCGCCGAGCCGUACCACAACGGAGAGGACGAAGAAGACUCGCUGCCCUCGCCGCGCCCGCCCGCGCCACGUCGCCGCCGCCUGUCGACGUACGAGUCCUACCAGGGCGGCAUGGACCUCGAGAGCCCCGAGAUCGGAGGCACGGCGCGCCCGGCGCAGCGGCCCCGCAGGAGUCUGUCGACGAGCGUCUAGAAGUUGUGCUCAGGCAAGUUCUCGGACGUACAUUCUAACAGUGUGUAUCUGCUGUGUCAGAUGUGAAUGGCAUUGAUAUUCUCUUGUUUUCGUGGCAAACGCGGUCAGAGGGCUGGCGCCGGACCCAAGCACGGUUGCAGGGCGCCUAAUGCCGCUUCUUUGUUCUUAUCUAUAUGGUCAAUGGCCACACAAAUUGUCGACAAAACCUUUGUCUCAGCAA
Phanerochaete carnosa HHB-10118-sp is the source of this 2223-nucleotide messenger RNA. RefSeq lists its product as uncharacterized. NCBI's taxonomy places the organism in Eukaryota, Fungi, Basidiomycota, Agaricomycetes, Polyporales, Phanerochaetaceae. The coding region runs from base 120 to 2003 and encodes 627 amino acids. The record is from RefSeq and is a predicted model, not a curated record. The transcript is spliced from 19 exons. Gene Ontology annotation, biological process: basic amino acid transport; transmembrane transport. Gene Ontology annotation, cellular component: fungal-type vacuole membrane. Gene Ontology annotation, molecular function: basic amino acid transmembrane transporter activity.